AUGAAUGGUACAUAUGGUGUCUUUAUCAACUCGUGCCCAAAUCGUUCACGGAAUCAUUACACUGAACGAAAGCGUAUUAGACGAGGUCAAAAGCGGAAUGAAAAAUUGAUGAAUCUAAGUUCAGACAGCGAUGAUGAAUUAUAUGAUUAUCAUAAAGGUGCGGUAAUAUUUAAUAUAGUAAUGGAGAGCGCUUCUGAUAUAACUUCCGAUAGUGACUUUUGCCAACCAAUAUCAGUUGCUCGAGGUGCUAACUGCAGUUGGAUUAAUGAACCCACUAUGAGGAGGUUUAGGUCGCGGAAAAGCCAAGUGCCUUGUGGAAUUGGAGCUCGUGCACGUACACGUCACGGAUCUUCACCUGUAGUAAUGAGAGUUGAUCAUUCAUCCUCUUAUGAUACGGAAACGACGAAUGAUGAAGAUGAUGAUUGGGAAUUUAGGAAUAAAAGGCACCGUUCUCCUCCUCCAUCGUUACUUCGGGGUCUUAGCAUGAUUGAGGAGCUCUCACCAAUCAAUGAUUCGUCGACCGAUAUUCCAAAAGUACCUUCUUUACAGUUGUCAAAAAAUUGGCAUCCAUUAGCUACAUCUACAACAACCUCAAUUGGCUUGCCAAAGACAAAUCCUCAUCAUUUAAAAUCUAUUGCAACAUCAACUCCUACUUUGUCAUCAAUAUCCUCAGGUGGACGACAUCCAAGUUCUAUUCUUAGCAACUAUAAUAACAUGAUUUAUGAUACGCUGGAGAGACCCGCGAGUUUUUUUGAAGAGCAAACUCCUCGAAAUGAUAAAAGCCGACCACAGUCAGAAAUUAUUUCUAACGUUGGCCUAUCAAACAUUAACUGGAAACCAGAUCAUUUUGGAUUACCAGCGCCCUUUGCUCGCCGCAUUGGUUGCAAGGGUAAAUUACAGUUGACAAUGUCUAUUUCUGGUUGUUAUUUGACUGUGAGCGUUGUACGAGCUGUAUAUUUUUUGGACCCUGCUCUUACGCAAGCUUCCUCCUACAUUCGGGUUGAAAUAAAGCAUAAUCCGAUGUAUAUCAAGCGAAUACGUUCAAGUUCUGAAGAUCGGUACGGUUAUGUAGGUCGGGAGAAAAGUUUCCGUACACGUCUCAUCCCUUUGAAUAAUCGUCCACAGUUUUAUGAAAAUUUUACCUUUGAACUGCGACGUCAUCAUUAUCGACAUCACGACUUGUUAAGCGCUAGUGUAUGGAUCACCAAUGCAGAUAAUUCUGCGUGA
Messenger RNA from Thelazia callipaeda (thelaziosis nematode), 1227 nucleotides. The record is from the annotation of a GenBank genome assembly. NCBI's taxonomy places the organism in Eukaryota, Metazoa, Nematoda, Chromadorea, Rhabditida, Thelaziidae.